AUGGCGCUUGUGAGGCAUGGAGGGGAUAAGAAAUAUUUAUCGGGCUGUCCAACUGCUUCUCUUCACUCCUCCUCAAAUUGCAAACUUGUCAUCCUCUACUUUCUAGCUUUUGGGAGAGAUCAUGAAGGAGUGUAUUGCUUGUCGAGGAUAGGAGUCGUAGUGCACACUAAGCUAGGUGGCCGGCUGGUAGUCAUGACUGACGCCACUGCUGGUAGUGAGAAUGAUAUAUGCAAGAGACUGGAUCUUAGGCCGAACAUGGCUAAGGUUAACCGGGCUCUGAACCUCCCUACGAGGUUUCAUGAAUGGCGCUGGCUAUUAAAAAAGUAUUGGGAGAAAGCUGGUGGUCUACCCCCUGCCAAGUAUGUUGAGAGAUGGAAGCAGUAUGGUCCAUACUCGGAUGAUCUGCCCGACGAACAAGAGGAGUCCUCGAUCGAAAACCCUUUAAAGAGGAAGGCCGACACCAAGUCUUCCAAGGAUGAAGCUCAUCCACCUAACCAUCGCAAUUAG
Prunus armeniaca (apricot) is the source of this 507-nucleotide messenger RNA. The record is from the annotation of a GenBank genome assembly. NCBI's taxonomy places the organism in Eukaryota, Viridiplantae, Streptophyta, Magnoliopsida, Rosales, Rosaceae.